Messenger RNA from Hibiscus syriacus, 4771 nucleotides. RefSeq lists its product as uncharacterized. Gene Ontology annotation, biological process: positive regulation of DNA-templated transcription. The record is from RefSeq and is a predicted model, not a curated record. NCBI's taxonomy places the organism in Eukaryota, Viridiplantae, Streptophyta, Magnoliopsida, Malvales, Malvaceae. Bases 157 to 4632 code for a protein of 1491 amino acids. The transcript is spliced from 9 exons.
UUCUAAAAAUCUUUCGACGAAUACGAUUUGAUUUGAUCGUUUAAUCGAAGCAGCAUUCCAGACCGUUCUAGCAGAACCGAGCCCAGGAAAAAAAAAACACUCCAAGCAAAGGAAGCAAGAAGAUUAAAGAGAGAAAAAAACCCCAGAAAUCGGUAAAUGAUUGAGAAAAUUGAACAAAGUGUCGUUCUGAUGGAAAAAUCAAGAGCAACAGCACCUUCGUCGUUAGAAAGUUCUAGUGACCUGCAAUGCGUAGGCAAAAUGGAAAUCGUAAAACCGAAGCCCGUUGGUUUUCUCUGUGGUUCGAUCCCUGUUCCAACGGAUAAUUCCUUCCACGCUUUCAACUCGGCUCUAGUCCCCUCUUCUCGCCCAACAUCAAGUGCGCCGAGGUACCGGAUGCUCCCGAUGGAGACCGACUUAAACAUGCCGCCGCUAGUUACAAAUUUCCCUGAAAAGGUGCUUCCCAUUGGGGCUGUACAGAAGGCUACAGGAGAUAUAAUAUGGGAGGAUGGUGCUGUUGCAUCUGAUCUUAGUAGGAAAUGUGAGGCACUUGCUGUGUCUGGUUUGGUGGAGUAUGGAGAUGAGAUUGAUGUGAUCGCUCCAACUGAUAUUCUAAAACAAAUAUUUAAAAUACCAUAUUCUAAGGCUCGAUUAUCUAUUGCUGUUCACCGUGUUGGACAGACUCUCAUUCUGAAUACAGGGCCUGAUGUUGAAGAGGGAGAGAAAUUGGUUAGAAGACAUAGCAAUCAAUCGAAACGUACAGAUCAAUCUUUGUUUCUGAAUUUUGCUAUGCAUUCAGUUAGAAUGGAGGCCUGUGAUUGUCCACCAUCUCAUCAAGCACCUCUGGAGAGGCAAUCAGAUUCCGCUGCCCUUCCUAGGGGUGAGACACCGAACUUUGUGGCAGAGAAUGAUAAUAUUUCUAGAAAAGAUGGAAUCAAACACCACUCAGAGUACUCGCAGGUUAAACAAGACGAGUUAUUUUGGGGAAGUAAGAAGGUCCACAGAAACAAGAGCCGUAAUCCUGUCAAGAAGGCUGCACAUGUUGGUGAAAAGCCCAGAUGCUCUGUGCAGGAGUCUGAAAAACAUAGAAGGGUUGGCAAUAGUGGCUUCUUGAGAGUGUUAUAUUGGCAAUUUCACAAUUUCCGGAUGCUUCUUGGUAGUGACUUGCUUCUGUUCAGUAAUGAAAAGUAUGCUGCUGUGAGCUUGCACCUGUGGGAUGUUACACGACAGGUCACACCAUUAACCUGGCUUGAAGCUUGGCUUGACAAUGUCAUGGCUAGUGUCCCCGAGUUGGCCAUUUGUUAUCAUCAAAAUGGUGUUGUCCGGGGGUACGAGCUUCUAAAGACGGAUGAUAUAUUUUUAUUAAAAGGCAUUGACGAAGAUGGUACUCCUGCUUUUCAUCCCCAUGUUGUUCAGCAAAAUGGCCUUACUGUUUUGAGGUUUCUUCAAGAGAACUGCAAACAAGAUCCCGGUGCUUAUUGGUUAUAUAAAAGUGCUGGUGAAGAUGUGAUUCAACUUUUUGAUCUUUCUGUCGUUUCCAAGAGCCGUUCUUCUGGUGAUUGUGAUGAUAGCUCAAGCUCUUUGCCUUCUCUUGUACAUAGAGGAAGAAAUGAUUCUUUAUUUUCACUUGGAACACUUCUCUACCGCAUUGCUCACCGGCUUUCACUUUCAAUGGCAACUAAUAACCGGGCCAAGUGUGCAAAUUUUUUCAAAAAAUGCUUGGAUCUCUUGGAUGAGCCAGAUCACCUGGUUGUACGUGCAUUUGCCCAUGAACAAUUUGCCAGGCUUAUUCUGAAUUAUGAUGAAGAAUUAGAUCUAACAUCUGAAUAUCUCCGAAUUGAGUGUGAAGUUACCAUUCCUGAUGCUGGUGAGGAAUCUGUGGACCUUUCAAAUGGUUUUUCCAGAUCAGCUGUCCAUGAUAUUGCUCUCAUUGCCGAUAACAAAAUAAGAGAGGAUGAAACAGAUUUUCAAGAUUUAGCAUCUGAAGUUUCUGCAAAGAUGACUUUGGAAGCAAAUAUUUCUGCCCCAAACGAAUUGAUACAAUUGUCUAAUUCAGAAUUGGAAAAUGAAGAAAUUACCUCGCCGAGUAUUCGUGGUGAUGAAAACUACUUGGUGCACAACAUGUCUUCGACAUCUGAUGAUGUUGUUAGACCUAUUACUGAUCCAGUCUCCUCUAAGCUAGCAGCAGUGCAUCAUGUGUCUCAAGCUAUCAAAUCCCUCAGAUGGAUGCGCCAACUACAAACCUCUCAACCGGAGUUGGACAAUCAGGAUAUGGGAAUUAAUGGUCAUCCACCUUCUUCUAUGAAUUUUUCUGUUUGUGCUUGUGGUGAUGCCGAUUGCAUUGAAGUUUGUGAUAUUCGAGAAUGGCUUCCAACAUCCAAACUGGACCACAAGUUGUGGAAACUUGUUCUUCUCCUUGGGGAAUCAUACUUGGCACUUGGACAAGCCUACAAGGAGGAUGGUCAAUUGCAUCAUGCUCUCAAGAUAGUUGAAUUAGCUUGCUCUGUUUUUGGGUCUAUGCCAAGGCAACUUGAAGAUACUAGAUUUAUUUCCUCAAUAGUUAAAUGCUCACCAUCUGGUACAAAUUUCAACGGCGAUGAAAAGAAAAAUUCAUGUAUCAGUGAUGUGAAAGAAGUGAAAUCCAACUCUGCUGAGAACUGUUAUGUUCUUGAGCAAUUCUCAUCGACAUAUCUGUUCUGGGCAAAUGCAUGGACGCUAGUUGGAGAUGUAUAUGCUGAGCUCCAUGUAAUUAAGGGUAAAGAGAUCUCUGCACAAUCACAGAAAAAGCCUUCUAACAGAGAGUUGAAAAUGUCAUCUGAAGUUGUGAAGGAAGUACAAAGGCUCACAAAGAAGCUGGGCCAGUAUAAUCCGAAAUGCAGUUCCUGUUCCUUGGUGAACUGUAGCUGCCAAAGUGAUAGGGCCAGCAGUGGUAAUAGUGCAAGCAGCAGUGGUGGAGAUACACAUGCAGUAACUUACAGCAGAAAACAUGGCAAGAGAUCGCGUGGUAAGAACAUUCCUCACUCAUUUUCGAGGGACAAUGAAGAUAAUAGUGGUCGUCAAAAAGUAAAGAAUAAACAAGUUCCUGAUAGUGGACUGUUCCAGCACAUUGGAGAUAGUGAUAACAAAAUAAGAGUUUCUAAUACUUGUACAAAUGAACCUGGAGUAGAUUCAGUGGAAACUACUAAUCCUGAAAGAGUGGAGGCUUUGUUUGGAAUGCAUGAGAAAAAACCUGAAGUGACGAUUGAAAAUGAAAUUGCCUCGAAGAAAGCUCACAAAUUGAAAGAUGGUGGCAUAUUCAAGUACCUUAGGAAUACUGUAGCAGCAGAUGCAGAACACAAUCUCUCCUCUGCCUUGAGCUGUUACGAAGAAGCAAUAAAGGCUUUGGGUGAACUUCCUUCUGGUUUAGCAGAUCUGCAGUCUUUACUGAAAAAGAAGGGAUGGGCUUGUAAUGAACUAGGUCGAAACAGGUUAGCACUGAAAGAGUUGAACAAAGCUGAACUUGCAUUUACGGAUGCAAUAAAUGCAUUCAAAGAAGCUUCAGACUACACCAAUGUAGUGUAUAUAUACUGUAAUUUGGGUCAUGGCAGACGUGCAUUAGCUGAAGAGAUGGUGGCGAAAAUGGAAGGUCUGAAAACGCAUAAAGUUCUUCAUAUUGCAUACAAACAGGCUUUGGAAACUGCAAAACUGGAGUACAGUGAAUCACUCAGAUUUUAUGGGGCAGCAAAAUAUGAAAUGAAUGCUAUAUCGGUAGAGGCAUGCUCUGACUAUGACUCUGACUCAAACUUGAAGAAUGAAGUCUAUACUCAGUUUGCUCAUACGUAUCUGAGGCUUGGGAUGCUUUUAGCAAGGGAAGAUAUAACUGCAGAGGUUUAUGAAAAUGGAGCUCUUGAAGAGCCUUCUUUCCCACAUCAGAUAAGUGCUAGGAAAGAGCUCAGAAAGUAUGAAAUAACUGCCAAUGAGGCCAUUAGAGAGGCAUUGUCACUGUAUGAAUCACUGGGUGGAUUACGUAAGCAGGAGGCUGCUUAUGCUUAUUUUCAGCUUGCUUGUCACCAGAGAGAUUGCUGCUUGAAAUUUUUGGCCUCAGAUCAUAGGAAAAGUGGCUUACUUAAGGGUGAGAAUGGCAUUCACCAGCGGGCGAAGCAAUAUGCUUCAUUGGCUGAGAGGAACUGGCAAAAGGCAAUAGACUUUUAUGGUCCUCAGACACAUCCUAGCAUGCACUUGACUAUUCUUAUUGAGAGAUCAGAUCUUUCAUUAAGCCUCUCAAGAUCUUUUUAUCCAAACAUGAUGCUGGAUGCAUUGUCCCGCCUAUUGGAAGCACGCUAUGUAUCUGAAGCAUUCGCUGAUUCGUUCAGUGCGGAAUACCCUGAAUUGCAUGCAAAAUUUUGGAGUCAGUUGCAGACACUUCUGAAGAAAAUGCUGGCUUCGAAUCUCUCUGUAAAUUCGAAUAAGUCUUCUUCAGAUAAUCAAUCAGCUACAAUAUCCAACAGGUCCGGAGAUGCCGAAAAGCUCAGGGAGCUUUACGAGAUGUCUUUGAAGUCAACUGACAUGGGUCAAUUACAUGCAAUGUCCAGCAUCUGGUCAUCAUUAUCACCGAUGAGGAACAAAAACAUGCACCCCGUCGAUAUUUCGUCUUGAUUUGAUUGUCGUCAUCUUAUAGAUUCAGACAGCUUUAUUACAUAUGGUGGGAAAUGGCUUAUAAGAACCUUGUUCUGGGAUUUCAAUAGCGAGGGGAUGCAAAAUGUAGUAGAUUCAUUCAACUUGGUAUACUGCUUUG